UUCAUGCUUCCUUUAUUAGUAGACCACAUGGUUUCUCGUCAGGAAGAAAAUGCCGUGAUUAUCCAACGCCAUGGGACAGCUCAGUUGCUGGCGUGGCUGGGCGGGGUAGUCUGCCGUGGACGGUUGAUGAGCACGAGCAAGCUGAAACAAGACGCCGCAAGCCCAUAAUCGCACAAUGAAGAAAAUGCUCCAUUUAUACCGAGUGUUAAAGGAGCCAACCUGCGCCCUCUAGUGGAACAUGCGGUCAUGGUCAUUUAAGGACAUGGUGCUCUCAGUGAGAAGAGGAGGAGGCCUCACCAACUGGGGGGUCCUGGUUCUCCUCGGCUGGGGGGCGGUGUGCCGUGCGGCCCCCGACCCCACCCAGAGGGACUCCCUCAUCCGCCUGGAGACCUCGCGGCAGAUCGGCGGCACGGUGACCCUGACACCCGCGGAGACGAAGAUGGACGCCCGACUCCGUUGGAUGAAACGGCGGGAGAUGUCGCGGCCGGCGUUCCCCCCGGCGAUGCACUUCUUCAAGGCCAAGCCGCUCAUCGAGAAGAGUCCCAUCUUCGCCCUGCUUCAGAAGAUGCCCAAAGGCGGGGCGCUGCACAUCCACAGCUCCACUCUGGUGUCCGUGGAUUGGCUGGUGAGCAACGUCACCUACAGACCCCACUGCUACAUCUGCUUCACCAGCGACCGAUCCGUGCGCUUUGUGUUUUCCGCCGGCUACCCCUGGCUCACCUGGGACUGCUCCUACUGGUAUCUGCUGGAGACCCUGCGGGCCAAGAUGGGAGACCCUGCAGCCUUUGACAACAGUCUGAUCCAGAACCUCACCAUGUUCACUGAGGAACCCGACCUGGCGUACCCCAGCCAGGACGUCGCCUGGGAGAAGUUUGAGAAGAAGUUUGUGGUGGCGUCGGGUCUGAUCACCCACGCGCCUGUACUGAGGGACUACCUGUACCAGGGGCUGGAGGAGCUCCGCAGGGACAACAUCAUGUACCUGGAGCUCCGGAGCGGGCUGGCCAGGACGUAUGAGCUGGACGGGAGUCGUCACGAUAAACUCUGGUACCUGAAGACGUUUCAGGAAGCGACGCAACAGUUUGUGGAAGAUCACCCAGACUUCCUGGGAACUCGCAUCAUCAUCACCGUCCACAGGUCUCUGAGUGUCUCUCGGGUCAAGGCUGCCGUGAUGGAAGCCAUCCAAAUGCAGAGCGAUUUCCCGGAUGUGGUCGCAGGGUUUGACUUGGUCGGCCGGGAGGACCGCGGGAGGAACCUGUGGUACUUCAAGGACGCUCUGUUACUGCCGGCCAACCUGGGACUGGUUCUGCCGUACUUCUUCCACGCAGGGGAGACAGAUGAGGAAGGCACCGAUGUGGACGAGAACAUCCUGGACGCCCUGCUGCUGAACACCACCCGCAUCGGCCACGGCUACGCCCUGCCCCACCACCCCCUCGCCAAGGAGCUGGCCAGGGCAGGCAACGUGGCGGUGGAGCUGUGUCCGAUCUCCAACCAGGUGCUGAGGCUGGUGUCGGACCUGCGGAACCACCCCGCGGCGGUGCUGAUGUCCGAGGGCCAUCCCCUGGUCAUCAGCUCCGACGAUCCCUCACUCUUCGGCAACGCCGGCCUCUCCUACGACUUCUACCAAGCCUUCGUGGGGAUCGGAGGCUUGAAGGCCAACCUGGGGACUCUCAAGGAGCUGGCCGCCAAUUCUAUCAAGUGGGACAUUUUGGUGAUUCAGUCCAAAUACAGCUCCCUGCCCCCCCACCUGAAGGAGGCGGGUUUGCUGCACUGGAGGGAGAAGUGGGACACGUUCAUCUCCUCAAAUGGAAACCAAAGCCGGACCACAAAGGGAUUUGUUUAACCUGACUACUGUUUGUAACUCAAAUAUGAGGAGAUCAAAGCACACCGUACAAGCUCCUUUAGCUUUCAGAUUAAUGGAAGAUUACAAAUAUGAAGGCACGUACCUUAAGUUCAAAUGAUCACGUGAACAAACAGCUUACUGGUGAGGUGCAGCAUUUUUUAUUGUUAUUUGCCAAUGGUAUUACAAUAAACUGUCAAUGUUAAGUUCAAUGAAUGAAUUAGUUUCCCAAGAACAUAAUCAUCAUCUUUGUUAUUUAUGAGUGUUUAUUCUGCUUGUUGGUACUCCAAAUUAAAAAGACUUUGGGAAACCACUAGG
Messenger RNA from Gadus morhua (Atlantic cod), 2155 nucleotides. It is a transcript of the gene ada2b, whose product is annotated as adenosine deaminase 2b. Lineage: Eukaryota; Metazoa; Chordata; Actinopteri; Gadiformes; Gadidae. Gene Ontology annotation, biological process: inosine biosynthetic process; adenosine catabolic process. The record is from RefSeq and is a predicted model, not a curated record. Bases 239 to 1840 code for a protein of 533 amino acids. Gene Ontology annotation, molecular function: adenosine deaminase activity. The transcript is spliced from 10 exons.